AUGGGAGAGAGAAGAGAGAAAGAAAGAGUAGAGAGGUGGGGAGCAGGGAACAAAGAGCGGCAGUAAGAUCAGAGACCGAGAUAGAGAAAUCUCCUAUCUCUCUCUCUAUAUGACACUAUCUUUCUCUCGCUCUCUCUCUCUCUCUCUCUUCUCUCUCUCUUCUCUAACCUCCUGCCCAGAAUGUGCUCAUCAUUGUGCGAUAGAUAGAUCGAGGAUUCUGAGAUUCAUGUCCUAACCUGAUCAUCUCUCUCUCUCUGUCUCUACAGGUCCUUGCAGAUGCAUGUGUGGCACCUACCGGAUCACCUACCAAGCCGGUGUGUACACACUGUGUGUGUGUGUGUGUUGUGUGUAUCCUAACAUUUGUGCUAAACUGACCAUAGAUCAGUGUCUGAGGUCUAACUUCACCCUAUCCCUUUUUUUUUUUUUUUUGGUACAGACAGAUACUCACAUGGCCUCUCACUGCAGCCUGUCUGCCUGUCUUUCUCUGUCUGUAUGUUAGUACCUGUCUGCCUCUGUCUGUCUGUAUGUUGGUACCUGUCUGCCUGUCUCUCUCUGUCUGUAUGUUAGUACCUGUCUGCCUCUGUCUGUCUGUAUGUUGGUACCUGUCUGUCUGUCUCUGUCUGUCUCUGUCUGUCUGUAAGUUAGUACCUGUGUCAUUCACUGACCGGAAAAUAGCCAUUCCCGAAUACUGUAAUCAUUCAAACUGCCGUUUAAAGAUGGGCAAGAUAUUGGGCCUUUUCAGUUACUUAAGCUGUUUAUGGCCUUUCUAACUUGGCUGGCUCUGGUCUUUAAGGUCAUUCAGGGCCAAGAGUUCCAUAAUGAUAUGCUGUCUUUAUGGAAGGCGUGUAUAUUAAAUAUGGAUGAUUAGAUCUGUCUAUUGGCUAGUGGUUAAGAUGACCAUCAUUUGAGUGUUUGGUUAGGGGGGUAAUCUCUCCACAUACGGAGUGGUUGGUUAGGGGGGUAAUCUCUCCGCAAGGCCCAUACAGAGUGGUUGGUUAGGGGGGUCAUGUCUCCGCAGGGCCCCAUACAGAGUGGUUGGUUAGGGGGGUCAUCUCUCCGCAGGGCCUAUACAGAGUGGUUGGUUAGGGGGGGUCAUCUCUCCGUAGGGCCCCAUACAAAGUGGUUGGUUAGGGGGUUAAUCUCUCCGCAGGGCCCCAUACAGAGUGGUUGGUUAGCGGGGUCAUCUCUACACAGGGCCACAUACAGAGUGGUUUCUCAGUAUGUGUGUUAUUCUUCUGAAAGCCUAUAAUAAUGGAAAGACAAAUACAUGGAAGAUCCUCAUCCGUAGUUCAAAUUGUGUGUGUUAUGAAUGGAUGACGUAUGAAGGUAUACCAAACAGAGUUGUGAGGUUCUCCUCACUCACGUCUAUGUGACGUCCUGGGAUUGUGAUGAGAAUACUCACUCACAGGGUCAGAAGAUCAUGUUCAACUCUGAUGUUUUUCAUCUAUUCUAGGGGCUAUGUCCGUAUAGUCUUGAAAUGUCUUGAAUGGCUUCCUUCCUUCCCUCUGUCCUUCCUUCCUUCCCUCCUUUAGCCGUCCACUGAUCCUCCUUGGGUGAGAUGAGAGAAAUAAAAAGCGGUGUAAUGCUACUUUUUGUCCUCUAGAAGGUGCUCUAGUCCACAGCACCUUGUCUUGCGUCGGGGAGGCAAAAAAUAGUGUGGUGCUUUGACUUCAUGACAAACCGUUUCUGCAUUAAGCCACUAUGAGUGCCAUGGUGAGGGGGUCGAUUCCAUUUCAGUUCAGGAAGUAAACUGAAAUGUAAAAAUUCUAAUUCCAUUUUCGUCUCCUAGAGAAGCAUUGAGGGAAAUUGGAAUUAGAACUGGAUUUUUCUGUUUACUUUCUGAAUUGACUGACUUGAAAAGGAAUUGGCCCCAACCCCUGGUCACGACCGAAUUUUCUUCUAAUCCAAACAGUCCACAUCCAAACAUUUGUGCUGAUUCCCUGUGGACUGUGUCUGUUUUGACUCCCAUGGCUUUAAAACAGUGCUACUGAUGUUUAUUUUGAGCGUUCCUCUGCAUUUUUUUUUUUUUUUUUCCCUCCCAUGCAUUCUUAGCACGGUAGCAUGCUUUCCCUAAAGAUACUUUUGUAGCUAUGAGAGUGGGACACCAUAAGACAUGAUACAAAUGUAAACACUCAAUAAACCUGUUCAUUUCAAUGGUUUGGAGUGGGCUUUUAUAUUUUCACCAUCAUGUCCUGAUGCCCACUCCUAUGAGGAGCAUGUUAGGCUGAUGGAGAGUUAACUGCUAUCUAUCUCCCUGUUUAAAUAUUGACUUACACACACUGAUGCUUCUACACAUACACACAUACACACAUACAUACACACACACACACACACACACACACACCACACACACACACACACACACACACACACACCACAACACACACACACACUGUUUACUGAUGCUUCUACACACACACUGUUUACUGAUGCUUGAUGCAUCUACACACACUUAAACUGAUGCCCACACAGCAACAAAUGAUGUACAUGUGAGCAGUGAGUGUGUGUGUGUGUGUGUGUGUGUGUGUGUGUGUGUGUAUGUGUAUGUGCGUGUAUGUGUAUGUGCGUGCAUGUGUGCAUGCGUGCAUGUGUGCAUGUCUGUGUGUGUGUGUGUGUGCGUGCCCAUGUGACCGAGCGAGUGUGUGUGUGUGUGUUUGUGUGUGUGCAGGCCCAAGGCCCUCAUGUUCUCCUCUCAGGGUUAAUGGAAUGGCAGUGUGUCUCAGGUGGAUCAUUAACAACGUUCAGGGAGGAGAGAGUUCUAUAAAAGAACCUUCACAGCUGCUUUUCUUGUCUCUCUUCUUCUCUCUAUCUAUCUAUCUCCCUUCCUCUCUUUGUCUUGUUCUUUUUCCCUGUCUCCUUUCUACUAUCCCAUGUGACAGAGGUCAGUUGCUUCGCUUAAUUCACGGGUGAGUAGCACAACCAGGUCUGGACCUCGUCUGUCUUGAAAAAGUGAUUGAAUCAGAUUAACCUGCAUGGAGAAAUAAAGGAUCAACAAAGAAGGGUAUAUAUUCACCUGCUCUCCAUCUCUCUCUCCCUUCAGCCAGCCACUCCUCAGCUGCCGUUGAAGCAUGUAGAAACUCCGGUAAGUCUCUCUCUCUUCAUACUUCUGUGAUGUUGAUGAUUGCUAUUUGCAAUAGUUAUUAGCCUAUACAUCGAUAGGGAUGUUACAGAACCUUUGGCUUGUCUGGGCAGUGUGAUGUACUGUAGUGCCAUAGGUGACCAUUCCUAAUUGUAUGGAGGUGACCCCAAAAUAGUUAUGCUUGACUCCUUUACUGUUGAGACGUGGGAUCAACUCUGUAAAGCUUAGCUGUCAUGUUGUUAUCAAAAUGAGUGUUCAGACAUGGACUAUUUUCAAGGAGGUUGACGUAAGAGCACUAUUAUAAACUGGGCGGUUCGAGCCCUGAAUGCUGAUUGGCUGACAGCCAUGGUAUAUCAGACCGUAUACCAUGGGUAUGACAAAACAUGUAUUUUUACUGGUCUAAUUACAUUGGUAACCAGUUUAUAAUAGCAAUAAGGCACCUCGGGGGUUUGUGAUAUAUGGCCAAUAUACCACGGCUAAGGGCUGUGUCCAGGUACUCUGUGUUGCGUCGUGCUUAAGAACAGCCCUUAGCCGUGGUAUAUUGGCCAUAUACCACACCUCCUCGGGCAUUAUUGCUUAAUUAUAAAAUACCUCCUGGACCCAGAGAACAUGGAAAGUUCACUGCAAUAUUUCCCACCCCAGUGGCUUACUCUGUUUCAGUGGAAGUCCAGUUGUUGAGCCAUUCUGUACUGUACUGUAUGAACCCAGUAGAGAUGAGUCGGUGAAUACAGACGUCACCCAGUUGUGGACUACGGCUGUAUAUGUUUGCUGCUGACAGACAGACAGACCACAAACAGACAGAAUUAUCUGUGGAUGGAUGGACCCUGCUUUAUUUCGGAUGCAGUUACCUUACAUGCACUUGUAGCAUACAUUCUCAUCUUCACACACAAACUGUACACAUACAUUUGUUUAGGGGAGAGUGGGGUAAGUUGAGAGUUUUUUAUAUUCAGCAUCACUCCGUCAGGGGAAAUAUAGUAUUCUUUCUAUCAAAGAUAUCUACAUAUAUUUCAGGAGUUUGUGUAUCCCUGGAAAUAAUCAGAAUUAAUGUAAACUUUACAGUUUUGAAAACAUAGCUUGUCAAAAAAAUGUGGUCUCUUGGCACAACUUAACCCGGGUAUAGGGUAAAUUGAGCUGUGGGACAGGGUAAGUUAAGCCGCCUACACAUUUCUGUACUGAAUGAAAUAUUACCACUACCUUUUUAAAACCAUGUAUAUCUUUAUUUCCCAAACACAAUUCAACACAAUCACAAUCACUUUAUUGUCUUUAAAUAAUUGUAAGGAUAUUUUAACACAGGCUUAACACCGAACAAACACUUUCUACUUUUUCUUAAACACUUUUAACAUAGGUCAGGCCCUGUUGUUACCUCAUCCCAGCGAUAAUGCCUUUGCAUUAUGCCUGGGAAGAAAACACUUCAAUUUGCUCAACUUGCCAUUGGCUCAACAAUUAGCUAAACUUACCGCAAGGCAAACAUUUAGACUAUAUUAGCCCACACAGCUACAAGGAUGACCUUUCAUGCUAGGAUUAGGAAAUCAUAUUGAAGCUUAUAGAGACCCCCAACUGUUGUAUAUCUUAAAAGUAUCUACUUUGGUUUAGAUACAAACAUCAUUAAACCUCUAACACAAUAAAUUAAUUUGACUUGGUGAAAAUAAUUAUGGGGGACUUAACUUGAUUACCACUUUUUCAAUGUGGUUUCUUCUUAUACAGACUCCAUGAAAUGAUGACCUCUUCCUAAAUAUUUGGUCAAAUGAUACUUACCCCACUCUCCCCUACUGUACACACAGUACAUACUUUAUACCCAUGUACGGUAGGUGGAGGGAAGCUACGCAGCUUGAGGUUUUUUAGAAUCACAAAUCCAACUGGCAAAGCAACAGAGAGAGGGGGAGGGAGUAAGAGAAAGAGGGGGGGAGGGGGAUGUGAGGGAGAGGGCAGAUGAGAUGAGAGGGGGAGUGAGAAGAGGGGAAUGAUAUAGAUCAAUAUGAAGAGGGGCGUGAAAAUACAGAAAAAAGAGAAGAAGUGAAGGAAGAAAAAGGGGAAGACAGAAGACAGACAGACAACAGACAGACAGGAAAAGACAGACAACGACAACAAGCGGUGAAUUUGAGAGUUGUAGGUGUAUGUGUGAGAGAAAGAGAGACAGACAGAGAGAGAGAAAGAGAGAGCAAGAGAGAGAGAGAGGGGGGCAGACAGUAGGUAGGAUGUUCUGGUUUAUAAAGGGUUAGGGUUAGACAACGAGACAGAACGAUGGUGACAGUGGACUAAAAACGGGGAGACUUGAAUGGUGCCCCUAAAAAUGCCCCCAGUUUCGUCCCAAAAUGUCACAGGGGGAGUGAGAGAGGAGGGGAGGAUUUUAGUUUUUCCUUUUUAGAAUUCGAAAAGCGACUAACGCUUUAGAGAGGGAAGGAUGGUAAAAUUUUUUUGUUAGCCAAGGGGAGAGCCACUUGGUUGUUGAAAAAAAAAGGGCUUUCCAUUGUGCGUGGGGGGGCGGCCGGGUCGGGCCCAAAUGCCCCGGGGUAGAUUUAAGCAACUUACUGUGCCCCAGGAAAGCCCCGGGUGCUCGACGUGCUGGUAAAAAAUUUCGGGAAAAUUAAAAGGGAAGGAGAAAGCGGUGGAAAAAAAAUUUUUUGCCUUUUAAAAAACGAAAAAAUUAGGGAGGAAACGCUGAUUAGGGGGGGGGGGGCCCUUCCGGGGGUCUUCCCCUUCCUAAAAAAAAAUUCCCUACCCCCGGGGUUUUUUUCCCGGGUUUUAUCCCCCCUUUUCCAAUUUUUUGGGAAAAAAACCCCGGGGGAAACCCUAACACACUUAAACCUAACCCCAAAUUGUUUUCCUAACACUGGUUCUGUAUCCCCCUCCCCCCCUCCCCUCCUCCUCCUCCCCCCUCCUCCCAGGGGUUUGUGAACUGGGAAGCAAUUUUUAUUUUUUCCUAUAAUUGGUUUCAGGUUUCCUCUUUUUCCCGGGUAUAUUAGCACAGCCGAUAGGGAGGAGUCAGGGUUAAAAAAUUACACUAGAAAAAACACCAGCCUCUCGGGAAAUAUUUGGAAAUGUGUAAUUGGUAGCAAGGUAAAAGGAUUUUUUGGAAGAGUGUUAGCCCCAAAUACCUUCAUAUCCCACUUUUCCCAAAGGGGCUUUCCCCUAGCACAAUGGGGGGGUGUCGCUUUAAAAAAAUAAACUUUAAUUUAAACUUGGAGAGUAGUAGUAUUUAGAGGGGACCCACCACACAAAAACACAACACAAAACCCACAAGAAAGAGAGAGCGAGGAGAGAAAGAAGAGAGAGAGAAAGACGAGAGAGUAUAGAGAGAAGAGAGCAAAGAGAGAAGGAGAGAGAGAGAGAAAAAUAUGAAGAAUAAGGAUAAAUAAAGAUGGCAGAGAGGAGAGAAGAGAGUAAGCAGAAGAUAAGCAAAGAGAGAGGAGAAAAAAAGAGAUAGAUAGGAGGGAGAGAUAGAGAAGAGAGAAGAUAUAGAGAGAGAGAAGAUGUAAUAGGAGAAGAAAGAGAUAGAUAGAGAAGAGAGGAGAGAAGAGAGAGAGAAGAGAGAGAGAGAGAGAGAGAGAAGAGAGCGAGAGAGGAGAGAGAGAGAGAGAGAGAGAGAGAGAGAGAGAGAGAGAGAGAGAGAGAGAGAGAGAACUGGAACCUGUUUUGGGGGGCUGGAGAGUUUUUUGAGGAGAGAGUACCGUCGUGACAAAGGAAUAAACAACAGAGAACAAACUGGACAUAUACAAUGAGAUCUUCAUCGUCUCUUGGAGGGAAAUGAAUAUGGAUAUUGGACUCCAGGUGUUUCUCUGUGAUUGACCACCAAGGUGUUUGGUCAUUGAAGCGUUCGCCAGGGGGAAAGGGGGAACACAGAAGGGGUAGAGCAAGAGGGACCCUGGUCCAGUCCGGACCAAACCAGACCAGUCCAGCCAUGACCUCAGGUGGCGCCCUCCGCAGGCGCCUCGCCUCCUUCCGCACGUCUUGGAGGCGGAGCGCUGAGUACCUGUUUAAGGUAGGCCACGCCCACUCAGGAAGUGUACCUGGUGGGAUGACGGGGCUGCUGUCAAACACCCUACUAUGUAUUUAGGGUAUCUGGGGUACCUUGAGGAAUGGCAUAUAAAGUUGUAGAUUUUGGGUGAAAUUAACCUUUAAGAAUGAGUUUGUCCAUACAUUGUUCCACUACCCACUGGGCACAGACAUCAGUUCAAUGUCUAGUUUUGAUUUACAUUUGGUUGAGUUGUCAACUAUUGUGAAUUCAAUGUGAAAUCACCAAAAAAUGUCAUCAUGUCAUUGGUUUUAGGUUAAACGUUGGUUUCCAUGUUGAUUCAACGUCAUCCCAUUGAUAUUUUUGGUUGAAAUGACGUGAAAACAACGUUGAAAACCAGUUUUUUCCCAGUGGGUACAUACCAAUAUCUCAGCUUCUUUGGUGGUUUUGGUCUUUCAUUGAAUGUCUUCCUUCUGUCUCUCUGUGUUUUGGUGUUUCAUUGAAUGUCUUCCGUCUGUCUCUCUGUGUGUUUUGGUCUUUCAUUGAAUGUCUUCCUCCUGUCUCUGUGUUUUGGUCUUUCAUUGAAUGUCUUCCUCCUGUCUCUCUGUGUUUUGGUCUUUCAUUGAAUGUCUUCCUUCUGUCUCUCUGUGUUUUGGUCUUUCAUUGAAUGUCUUCCUUCCUGCUUCUGUGUUUUUGGUCUUUCAUUGAUAUCUUCCUCCUGUCUCUCUGUGUUUUGGUCUUUCAUUGAAUGUCUUCCUUCUGUCUCUCUGUGUUUUGGUCUUUCAUUGAAUGUCUUCCUCCUGUCUCUCUGUGUUUUGGUCUUUCAUUGAAUGUCUUCCUCCUGUCUUUCUGUGUUUUGGUGUUUCAUUGAAUGUCUUCCUCCUGUCUCUCUGUGUUUUGGUGUUUCAUUGAAUGUGUUCCUCCUGUCUCUCUGUGUUUUGGUGUUUCAUUGAAUGUCUUCCUCCUGUCUCUCUGUGUUUUGGUGUUUCAUUUAAUGUCUUUCUCCUGUCUCUCUGUGUUUUGGUGUUUCAUUGAAUGUCUUCCUCCUGUCUCUCUGUGUUUUGGUGUUUCAUUGAAUGUUAUUCCUUCCUGUCUCUUGUGGUUUUUUGGUGUUUUAUUGAAUGUUUUCAUCCUGUCUCUCUGUGUUUUGGGGUUUCAUGAAUGUCCUUCUCCUGUUUCUAUGUGUUUGGUGUUCAUUGAAUGUCUUCCUCUGUUUGUUUCUCUGUGUUUUGCAGUGGUUCAUUGAAUGUCUUCCUCCUGUUUCUCUGUGUUUUGGUGUUUCAAGUGAAGGUCUUCCUACUGUUAUCUGUGUUUGGUGUUUCAUUGAAUGUCUUCCUCCUGUUUCUCUGUGUUUUGGUGUUUCAUUGAAUGUCUUCCUCCUGUUUCUCUGUGUUUCUCUUCUUGGUAGUUUGUUGGUCCUGCUGGGUAGUGUAUCUUUACAGCUGGUUUUGAUAACUGGGAUGAGUAUUACUGAGGUGGAAAGCAGAACACACCACACACCACACACACACACACACACACACACACACACACACUAACAGUCACUUAGGGAUAGUUCUCUGAGUCAUAGCUAAUGAAAAAAAGAGUUGUGUGUGUGUGUGUGUUUGUGGUUGGACACAGAGAGUAUGAGAGGCUUGGUGGUUGGGUUGUGUGUACACGUUUAGUUCUGCAUGUGUAUAUAGGCGUAUGUGUGUGUGUCCAUGCCGUGUGCGAUGCAAGAGACCUUGUUCUUACGUUAUUGCCCCUCUUGUCCCCUGUGAACAGACAUAUUGUUUCAGUUUUCUAGCAACAGUGUCCAUCGUACCAGCAGGCAGCAUCUGUUUCUAGUCACAUCACAAUGAAGAAUGGCUUUUCAUUUUGCCUCUCUAGCAUUAGUUUCAUCACAGAGAAAUGAAUGGAAGAAUGGCAACACAGAGCUCUGUACUGUGUACAUCACCUUCUGUCCAGGACCUCUCUAUCCUACUACACAUACCGCUGUCUAUGUUCUUAACCCAUAUGGAGAAGUCAGUGCUUGCCUUGUGGGGAAAAAGGAUGUUGAAUCACUAAAGAUAGCCCUAGCCAAGUCCCAGUAUUCGUAGACAUCUCCCUUUCCGCAUCUCCUUUUCUUUGUGACCAUGGACAGACAGAUGGGAGGAUGUAGAUGUCAAUGUAACUCUUACAGAAGGGUAAAACACAGACAGACAGCUAUGUACUAUACAGGCUAAGUUGAAAUGUUCAUGUAUUUUCACAUUUCAAACAUACGGUACGUUGCUAGCGUAUCAAACUGAACGUUUCAACCUAUAGCCUUUGCUGUGAGUGUGCUGGUUGGCUGGUUGGUUCCAGGACACGUCAAAUAUGUGAUGUCAGUUAGAUUACUGUAACAGGAAACAACCAGUUAUCAGUAAUUAGAUGUUUCCUAAUGUUGCUGUAUUAAGUUACCAUAAAGGAAAGGAGAUGAGGAAAUGAGGAGAUGAGCAAAGAAAGCUGUUUAAGACUGUAGGGAUGCAGUCUCUGCUCUGUGCCACACGACACUAACCAACCAACCCAUCACCACGCCGUCCCCAGGGUCAUAGACAGGCUAAUACCAUGGUAAUACUAUGCGUUUAAAGCACCAGCUGUCCGACAGCAUCUAUUUUAAAACACAACACUUUUGUUUCUGAACACUGUGAUCUAUUGUCUAAUGUCCCUCUUCUGUUUAUCACCCUCGUUGUUGCAAUGAAAUGUGUUUCGUGUUCAGUGCUGCAGCCUCCUCGAUAUUCUCCAGUGCUUUUCUCGCUGUAGUUAGAGUGAGGAAUGGGAACACAGGGUACAAGUUAUGCCCCAGGGAUAUAAUGUUAUUUCAAAAGCGAUGGACGCAUCUCAUCUGGCUAAAUUCUAUCCAGUUGUGUUUGGAUUUGAUAUAGUUUAAGGCCAGAUGCAGUGUCCUUUAAUGUCGAAUUUACAAUGCAGUUGUGUAUGACACACGCUCGCACACUUACAUAAUACACAAACAAUGCCAAGUUGAUCAAGGAGACUGAGUGUAUCUUCUCUGUGUUCUCUGUAGGGAACCCCAAGGUCCUGUAAGAGUGAGCAGACUAGACGAAGGUCAUCACGGUAAGAGAGACCACUGUCUUUCCCUCACUAUCUCAGCUGUCACUAUUCCUCAUCUACUGCAGUAGACAGCCACAUUAGACCUGUUUCUCUGACCUCAUGUGUCGGUUCGUUGAUACCCAUAGCGCUCAAUACAAACUGAAAUCCAUGGACACAGGCCUAUCAAAAACACAUCAGGAUGUAUUCUAUCCUGUUGUCAGAUCAUUGUGACAACAAUGCCUGUUUCUCCAGCUAUGUUUCCCAUCUAACAGCCAACUGUGAGUUGGGAUUUUGGUAACUGAUCAGAAGGAUUGCGCAAUGCCAGCUUGGAUCAUUCCGGAACACUUUGUUCUGAACUGAAGAACUAGGAUUGAAGAUAUUUAUGGAAACGUGUGAUAUCAUAUAAAACCAUUUCUAAUUACCAUAGACAUAAAUCACAUUGGUUUCUCAAUACUGAAGAGUCACACAUUAAAGCUAUAAGAGAUAAUAGAUACCACACACAAGAGCCACCAAGGAAGAGUUUUAUAGAUCUAUGCUGAUGUACAAACCCUGUAAGAUAUCAGGGGCCAUAUUCUCCUCUCCCCUCCUCUCCUCUCUCCCCCCUCCUCCCUUCUCCUCUCCCCUCCUCUCCUCUCUCCUCUCUCCUCCUCUCCUCCCCUCCUCUCCCCAGGAGUGUGUCUGCUGCAGGCCAUGGAUGAGGACUAUGAGGUGGACCUGGUGUAUAUCACCUCUCUAACUAUCUCUCCUCUCCCCCCUCCUCCCUUCUCAUCCUUCCUCCUCUCCCCCCUCCUCCCUUCUCCUCUCCUCCACUCUCUCCUCUCCCCUCCUCUCCCCUCCUCUCCUCUCUCCUCCUCUCCUCUCUCCUCCUCUCCCCAGGAGUGUCAGUCUGCUGCAGGCCAUGGAUGAGAACUAUGAGGUGGACCUGGUGUAUAUCACCGAGAGGAUCAUCUCCGUCUCCUUCCCCAGCGGAGCGGAGGAGCGCAGCUACACCUCCAACAUCAAGGAGGUGGCCUCCAUGCUGGCCUCCAAACACGGGGAACACUAUCUGGUGAGACCCCCUUUCUUGCCACUGCACUACCACACUACUGGGUCUAUCUGUUGGUGUGGUGGCGUUUCAUGCACCCUGUCACGUCCUGUUGCUGAUGUACAACUGUUUCCUGGAAUCGUUAGGUCAUUCUUAUUGAUGUGGAUUUUGUGAUUUCAGCUCCUCAACCUAAGCGAGAGGAGGAAUGACAUCACCAAGCUUAACCACAAGGUAUACACACACACACACACACACACACACACACACACACACACAUUCACACGCACGCACACACACAACUUUCCUAAAUGCAAUGGUGGUGGUGCAAGUUUUGAGUUGUGAUAGUGGUCUGCGUGUUCCUCUGUAGGUGCUGGAGUUUGGCUGGCCUGACCACCAUGCUCCGGCCCUGGAUAAGAUCUGCAGCAUGUGCAAGGCCAUGGACACCUGGCUCAACGCUGACCAACACAAUGUAGUGGUGCUCCACAACAAGGUACUGUAGGUGGUCGGACAUCUCCAGAGAAGGAAGGAAAGAUACAUUGUCAAAGUAUUGGAACAGGGUCCUGUAGCCUUACAGAUCACUGAUCACUCCAAGGAAGGGAGGAAGGAAGGAUACAUUGUCAAAGUAUUGGAACCGGGUCCUGUAGCCUUACAGAUCACUGAUCACUCCAAGGAAGGGAGGAAGGAUACAUUGUCAAAGUAUUGGAACAGGGUCCUGUAGCCUUACAGAUCACUGAUCACUCCAAGGAAGGGAAGAAGGAAGGAUACAUUGUCAAAGUAUUGGAACCGGGUCCUGUAGCCUUACAGAUAACUGAUCACUCCAAGGAAGGGAGGAAGGAGGGGUUUAUUCCCGGGGGUAUUACAGUAUGUUGUGGUCCACUGUGUUAAGGACAGUAGAGGGUGCUCUCUGUUUCAAGAGUGUGAAAGGAGACAGCCAGGCCCCAGGGAGAAGGUCCCCUAUGAAUACUCUACUCUGUAUGUCCUCAAUUCCCAUUGGGUAAGGAGGUAAAACAUCAAACUGUCUCCCUAGCUCAUUGGUUGAAAAAGGAAAGGCACCAAACUGUUUCCCUGUACCUCAUUGGACAAAGUGGGAUAAUCAAGCUGUCAAGACAAGUCCUCCACAUUCUAGUAUUGCUGGUAAAACACUUAAAUGGUCCUUAACUGCAGACUAUUAGACUGAAGCCAUAUUUCACAAAGAAAGACAGUAAACAGGAGAGUCAUUUGAUUCUAAUAGAGACUGUUGCUGCUGCUGCCAGCGUUUUGGCAGCACAACCUCCUCCCCCAACCUCUCAGGCCCAAUGUGUCAUCAUACGACUUGUCAUGAAUGAUCCAAUGUCAACUACAGUAACGACUUUAAAAACUUGAUCUAAGUCUCUAUCAAUCAGUGUUAAAGACGUUGAGUCAAUGUAGCUGAAUAGUGAGUAGUAACUUGAUAAGUCUGUGGGGGAACAUUUUAUUCAAUAUGUACAACAAGCGGUAGCAAACAGAGCAUCCCCAUGGUUACCAACGCUUAUUUUCCACCUCAUCCUGAAAUUGAAGCUUUUGGUCAAGACGGAAAAACUGCUCCCAUUCAGAAAGCCUCAUUUGAUUAAAUGCAAUUUGUUAUCGCCCUACUCAGAAAUGUUCCACGUGCUGUUUCAGAGUUAAAGGUCAAAAUGUGCUGUUGCAUUUCUAUUUUCUGUUGGAUUUGACCACAAAGAAUGUCAUCGUGAUAAAUGGAACCAGGCAGUUUGAUCAAAUUCGAUCUGUGGCAGUCUGGAUUGAAAUUAGCCUAGUCACUCAAAUCAAACUCACUGCACAGCAUUUACAUGUCUACACUGCAGGUACAAACAUUGUUCGACCUUGAAGUGUGUAACUAAAAAUACCCUUGUAUUCUCUCUCAAAAAUGAUUUCUCCCUCUCUCUCUCUCCCCCCCCCCCCCUCUCUCUCCCUCUCUCCCCCCCUCUCUCUCUCUCCCUCUCUCCCUCUCAUUCUCUCUCUCCCUCUCUCCUCUCCCCUCCUCUCCUCUCUCUCUCCCGUCUCUCCUCUCCCUCGCUCCUCUCUCUCUCUCCUCUCUCUCUCCCUCUCCCCUCCCCUCACUCCUCUCUCUCCUCUCUCUCCUCUCCUCUCCGGCCCCCUCUCUCUCCCUGCUCUCUCUCUCUCCCCUCUCCUCUCCACCUCCCUUCUCUCUCCCCCUCUCCCCUCUCCGUCUCUCUCUCUCUCUCUCCUCUCUCCCUCUCGUCUCCCCUCGUAUCUCUCCCUCGCUCUCCCCUCUCUCUCCUCUGCUCCUCCUCCUCUCUCCCUCUCUUCCCUCUCCUUCACGCACUCACUGUGUGGUGCUCUUCUGCUCCUCCCCAUUCGCCUCUCGGCUUCUUCUCCACUCCUAUUUCCCUGUUUGGAGCUCUCCCCCCCUUAAUUCCCGCUCUCUCUCUCUCUCCCUCUCUCCCUCUCAUUCUCUCUCUCCCUCUCUCCCUCUCUCUCUCUCUCUCUCUCUCUCCCUCUCUCUCUCUCUCUCUUUCUACAGGGGAACCGAGGGAGGACAGGAGUGGUGGUGGCUGCCUACAUGCAUUACAGCAACAUAUCAGCCAGGUACCAGAGACUUCUGACUGCAGACCAACUGAUCUAAUUGACCCUAUUUUUUGUUAGUCAACAUGGAACAAUGUAUUCAUUCAAUAUCACCACCAUGCUUGAAGUUCCAUACAUCCUUAAGGUUCCCAGAUAUUUCCAGAUUAAUACAAACAGACAUUUGUCCAUUCUAUACAUUUAAUUUUAUAUUUCUAUCAUGGUUGGGGUCCAUUUGAAUUGAAGGCAGUCAAUUCAGGAAGUAAACUGACAUUUUAAUUCAGUAAUUGAAAAAAUCUGUUUUCAAUGACUUCUCAAUAAGCUAAAAAGGAGAAGCUUUUUCCAUUUUGGGAUUUUUAAUUCAAAUCACUUUUUGAAUUGACUGACUUCCAUUCGAAUUCACCCCAACCCUGAUUUCUAUGGCUUCACCCCUUGAGAUGUGGGUCAAGCCAUAGACAAAAGCAUGGGAGGAUGUUAGGCAAGCACAUAGAUCUGUAACAGAUAGAUAGGCCAAAGGGAAUGGAGACGGGCCUCAAAUUAAACACUGAUGUGGUUAUUAUGUCAAAACAUUCUGUUCAGGCUCUGGUGUGUUUUUGGCCAAUAAAGAGGAACACUUACAUAUGUCAUACUCUGUAAGGUCUCCAGAUGUUUCAGGGUGGGGGACGGGGCUUACAGUCUUACAGUUUCACUAAGAAAUAAGAAAGAUCAAAUCACACACUUAUAUUGUUGUUUGUUUGAUACUCAAACAGUACACUCAUGAACAAACGUUACGUGUUACAGAUGUAUGUAAUUUGAGACAGUUUGCUACGGCAGGAAAAUAAUACUGCAGCAACAGGAAAUGUGAAUUAUUAUGUGGAUUAUAAUUCCUGGACAUUUUUUAACUUCAGAAGCCUUUUUAAACCUCAAAUACCCUAUACAUUUUAAAUUUCCUGCAGGAAAGUUGACCUGCAACAGGGUGAUCAAAUUAAGAUCCUACAUCUGUACAUUGACCAGAGAAUAAUCCUGGGAUACUGUAGCAUUGUGGGGAUGGCAAAAGAUUAAAAGCAGUAGAUAAAUGACACAUUUUAAGGGACACGGUCGAUUAAGGAUGUUUUUUAGGGGAGAAGACAACGUAAGGGCACUUUUCAGGGUCAUUUCAGGGCACACUUAUUGUAUGUAUGUUGUAUGUGUUCAGUGAAGAAGAGACGAUAAUGAACUUUGUCUCUCCUGUGGUCUUCAGUGCUGACCAGGCACUGGACAGGUUCGCCAUGAGGCGCUUCUACGAAGACAAAGCACUUCCUGUGGGUCAACCGUCCCAGAGAAGGUCAGUUACUACUUACUACCUCACUUCCUGUUUUUGCACACUACAACUUCCUAUAGGCUGAAUGAGUUUGAUCCCUUGGUGAGAGCAACUGGCUUGAUUCCAUUCUUAGAAUGUGCACCCUUCAUUCUGUUCAGUGAGGAAGUCAACAAGGGUAAAGGGAAGGUCGUGACUUCUCAGAGUGGAAUCCAGUCAAUGGAUGACCUGGUGUAACUCUCACUGUUUCAAAGGCUAUCCUCCUCUCCUCUCCUCAGUCCCUCGCUCCCAAUGCGUCUCAAACAGGAAAUACCGCUGUCUUUUUUUGUUCCCUUAAUCCUCCCGAUGAAGCCUAAUUGACAUAAUUGAGGAAGAAUGUUUGUUGGAAAGUGAGCAGCUUUUUGUCUUCUCCAGGAUUCCACUGAGAGCUGAAAGGUCACAGGGUUUUCAGAGUUCAUUCUGACAAUACUAUCCAUCCUUCCUUCCUCCCCUUCUCAGUGAUCUGGCAUGCUGAAUAGGUGGCUUUGUAAUGGAACCCUUAGUGGCACUUAGAACUGAUUUAGGGUCAGAUCUCACUAACCCAGUCCUAGCCAUUGGUCAUUACUGAGUAAAUAACAAACUGACCCAGGAUCAGUAGGUUGUGGCAGAUAAGGGAACCCUAGGUGGAUCCAGCAGGCAACAGCAGCAGUAGCAGCACAAGGCCUGGCCUCUGACCAGCUGCUAUUUCCUUACUUAGAUAUAAUUAUCCCUCAGCCAGUGCCCUGCAGUCUGGACUUAUUAUGGUCUGGCAUGUGUGACAUUAACAUGGGGAGCGGUGGUGGUGGUGGAUCUCAGCACUGCUACACCAAUGCCAUAGAAACGCACCACAUAGAGAAACACUCAUUUCUGUUCUGAAAGGUAUCACUAUCAGAUCAUCAUCAACAUUCUUGUGAGGAAAUUCCACUCUAUAUUAGAAUCUAGGUUAGAUUGGAAUAUUCUGAGCCAAAAUGGCAGAUGGUUGUCCAGCCUUGAUCUCUGUGCAGCCCAACAUUAUAUCUAUCUCUAUACAGUAGUACCUGUAAUAUGUCAGAAUCUGUGUGGCCGUGUUGUCCGGCGUGACCCCGCUGUUACACAGGGAGCUCCUUACACAACCCAGCUGGUCUGUGAUUGCUUCCUGCUCCGACCUAAUUGAAUUUGGGAGACCGAACCAUCUGGCGGCUGCCAGCGGAGCGCGGGGUGAGCACAGGGGUGGUGGGGAGAUGGGCCGACCUCUGGAACAGAGGUCACACUCUGCAUGAUCAUCAUUAGUAUCAUUAACAGGCUGCCUGGCAGGCAGACAUCAACAACACAACAUAACUCUGUAUGGCAGGCAGACAUCACCAACACAACACAACAUACCCCUGCCUGGCAGGCAGACAUCACCAACACAACACAACAUACCCCUGCCUGGCAGGCAGACAUCACCAACACAACAUACCCCUGCCUGGCAGGCAGACAUCACCAACACAACACAACAUACCCCUGCCUGGCAGGCAGACAUCACCAACACAACACAACAGACCCCUGCCUGGCAGGCAGACAUCACCAACACAACAGACCCCUGCCUGUCAGGCAGACCGGUCUGGCGCUCGUACACUCCAAUUCAUUCUGACAUCUCCAUAGUGUGCGAAGACUCUUUUAUAAUAGAUGUGGUGUUUACUAGUCUUGCUUGCCAGACUCAUGGUGCAUGUCAUUGAAGGGUUUGUCCCUCUGUUUCACUCUGUGACUGUGUUGUGUGGUUGUGUGUAGGUAUGUGCGUUAUUUCAGUGGUCUGCUCUCUGGCCACAUCAAGAUUAACAACAAGCCUCUGUUCCUGCACCACGUCAUCAUGCACGGCAUCCCCAACUUCGAGUCCAAAGGAGGUGAGGAGUCUGCAACAGGAUAGCCUUUAUUUCAUUAUUAUAAAUGAUUAAUGAUUCAUUUUUUAAAAUCUUUAUUAAUUUUUUCUUCAAUGGGAUAGCCUUUAUUCAAUGUGUAUAAAUAUUUUUUUCAUUUUGGAACACUUUUUCUUCUUUUUGACUUUUUUCCCCUCGCAGGCUGCCGUCCUUUCCUGAAGAUUUACCAGGCGAUGCAGCCAGUCUACACGUCAGGGAUAUAGUAUGUUUAUUUAGUAUUUAUCUGUUGCAUUGUGGGUUGAUGUCUUUCAGAGGGCUUGUUUUCCCUCCUCUUUCUUUCUGUCCCUCUCAGUCCACAGUACUUUCAAGUCUGUCACCCCUUGUUAAGAGAUUAGCCCUUAAUAAUCUCCAUCUGUGUAUGUGUGUGUGUGUGUGUUUGUGUGAGAGAGAGAGAGAGAGAGAGAGAGGGGAGGGAGAAAUAGAGAGAGCGGAAGAGAGCGAGAGAAAGCAUGAGAGAGAGAGAAAGAAGAGAGAGAGAGAGAGACAGAGAGAGAGAGAGAGAGAGAGAGAGAGAGAGAGAGAGAGAGACAGAGAGAGAGAGAGAGAGAGAGAGAGUAUGUAUGUAUGUGUGUCAGUGUGUUUGCUGGUGGGGCAGGCAGGCAGAUAGGGUGUCAUUAACACAGCUCCGGGGUUCUAUGUGUACAGGGAGGCAUACCGUAACUUGCACCUCACUGACCCACCUUCCCCACCCUACCACCCCACCCGGGGUCCUCACCACCAAAACAAAACCACACGGAAAUGACCCCCCCACACACACUCACACACAUUUACAAUCUGCCUUUUGAUAACUGAUUUGGGAUCAGCUCUUCUUACUUCAGUCAUACCUUAACCAUUAUAAGACAAACACCCAAAACUGUUUUUAAAGUGUUUAUAAUGUUUUUGAUCUGUGUUAUUUCCACAGUAACGUCCAAGGCGACGGUCACACCAGUAUCUGUAUCACCAUUGAACCUGGCCUGCUCCUGAAGGGAGACAUUCUAGUAAGAAGCACAUCCUCUGUCAUCAAAUGCAUGGAUGUUGUGGUUGUACUGUAUACUGUGUUGUAUUGGCCUUAGAGGCCUUAGUGGUCUUACAGUAGGUUCAUAUAACUGUUGAAUGUUGACUUUUUUCACAUUCCUCGACCACAGGAUAUUUUCUUUCUCUCUCUCUCUCUCUCUCUCUCUCUCUCUCUCUCUCUCUCUCUCUACUUCUCGCGCUCUCUCUACUCGCUUUCUCUCCUCUCUCUCUCUCUCUCCUCUCCUCCGUCUAUCCUCUCUCUCUUCUCUCUCUCUCUCUCUCUCUCAUCUCUCUUCUCUCUCUUCUCUCUUCUUCUCUCUCUCUCUCUCUGUAAUGUUAUCUUGCCCUCCUGUUCACUAGAGUUCUAUUAGGGAAGAAUGUGUCCUUGUUCCACCACACCAGCACACACCAGACCAGACCAUGCAUCCCCUGUUCUGACCCUGUUCUGUUCUGGAGGAAAAUCAUUGUCUGAUCUCUAGGACUAGCAGGGUUUAGGGCUGGAGAUCUACGACCAUGAGUUUGACAAUCUGGACUGCUUCCUUGGUCUGGUUUGACUUUAGCAAAAGUUGUUGUCUUCAUGUCCGGAUAUAUGCUUACUCUCUCCUCCUCCUCCUCCUCCUCCUCCUCCUCCUCCUCCUCUUCUUCCUCUUCCAGUUGAAGUGUUACCACAAGCGUUUCCGGAGCCCCAGUAGGGAUGUGGUGUUCAGAGUGCAGUUCCACACCUGUGCCAUCCAUGACCUGGGAGUGGUCUUCGGGAAGAAUGAACUGGAUGAGACAUUUAAAGGUAUGUGUGUGUGUGUGUUUCUUUGUAGGAGUGCGUACACAUGUUUGUGUGUGUAUGUACACUACCGUUCAAAGUUUCUUGGCAAUUUCUUCGCGUGGAAUAGCCUUCAUUUCUCAGAACAAGAAUAGACUGACGAGUUUCAGAAGAAAAUUAUUUGUUUCUGGCCAUUCUGAGCCUGUAAUCGAACCCACAAUUGCUGAUGCUCCAGAUACUCAACUAGUCUCAAGAAGGCCAGUUUUAUUGCUUCUUUAAUCAGCACAACAGUUUUCAGCUUUGCUAACAUAAUUGCAAAAGGGUUUUCUAAUGAUCAAUUAGCCUUUUAAAAUGGUAAACUUGGAUUAGCAAACACAACGUGCCAUUGGAACACAGGACUGAUGGUUGCUGAUAAUGGACCUCUGUACGCCUAUGUAGAUAUUCCAUUAAAAAAAUCUGCCGUUUCCAGCGACAAUAGCCAUUUACAACAUUAACAAUGUCUACACUGUAUUUCUGAUCAAUUUGAUGUUCUUUUAAUGGACAAAAAAAAUGGCUUUCCUUUCGAAAAGUGACCCUAAACUUUUGAACGGUAGCAUACCUACAUGGCCUCUCUAAAAAUGUGAAAUUGAAUGUUGUUUAAUGUGUCUCUACACAGAUGAGAGAUUUCCAGAGUAUGGGAAAGUGGAAUUUGUCUUCUCCUUCGGUCCUGAGAAAAUCAAAGGUACAGGUAAUCAGUGUAUUUAAAGUCGAAUGCUUCAAUGCAUGCACCAUGUAGAAAUGUAUACACAAACUAUAUUUGGUACAAUAAGGUAAUGCACCACAGCAUGGAUUGGUGUAAAUUGAUUUAAGUGUGUUGUCACCAUGGUUACUGCAUGUGGCUAGACAGAAAGUAAAUUAUAUACUGCAUUUCUGUUAUGGGCAUUAAUGGGUUAAAGACUGCAUUACCCAGCUGGCUUUGUGUCUCUCAGGAAUGGGCCACCUUGAGAAUGGCCCACAAGUGUCGGUGGACUACAAUACCCAAGACCCCCUCAUCCGCUGGGACUCCUACGAGAAUUUCAACAGGGGCUGCGAGGAUACAGGAGAUGGUGAGAACCAAGACACACACACACACACACACACACACACACACACACACACACACACACUCACACACACACACACACAGUGGUGGAAAAAGUACCCAAUUGUCAUACUUGAUUAAAAGACACCUUAAUAUCAGUGGAGGUUGCUGAGUGAGGUUGUUUGAUGUAUUUGACAUCAUUCCACUAAUUCCGCUCCAGCCAUUACCAUAAACCCAACCUCCCCAAUUAAGGUGACACCAACCUCCUGUGCCUAAUAGAAAAGUGAAAGUCGCCUAGUAAAAUAGUACUUGAGUAAAAAUCUGCAAGUAUUUGGUUUUAAAUAUACUUAAGUAUCAAAGUAAAUGUAAUUGCUAAAAUAUACUUUAGUAUCAAAAGUAAAAGUAUAAAUAAUUAAAAAUUCCUUAUAUUAAGCAAACUAGAUAGCACCAUAAAAAAGAAUUGGGUCAGCCAGAGGAACACUCCAACACUCAGACAUAAUUUACAAACCAAGCAUGUGUGUUUAGUGAGUCCAUCAGAUCAGAGGCAGUAGGGAUGACCAGGGAUGUUCUCUUGAUAAGUGAGUGAAUUGGACAAUUUUCCUGUCCUGCUACGCAUUCAAAAUGUAACGAGUACUUUUGGGUGUCAGGGAAAAUGUAUGGAGUAAAAAGUACAUUAUUUUCUUUAGGAACGUAGUGAAGUAAAAGUAUAAGUUGUCAAAAAUAUAAAUAUAAAGUACAGAUACCCCUUUCAAGUAUUUGUACUUAAAUACUUUACACCACUUCACACAUACACACACACACACACACACACACACACACACACACACACACACACACACACACACACACACACACACACACACACACACACACACACACACACACACACACACACACACACUCACACAGUCACACAGACACACACAGUGACACACACAAACACACACACACAGUCACACAGACACACACACACACAGUCACACACACACACACACACACACACCACACACACACACACACACACAACACACACACACACACACACACACACACAGUCACAUAGUCACACAGUCACACACACAGCACAGUCAGACUAGGUGUGCUGGAUCAGUUGUCUUCACUACAGUGACUAAUAGAGUCUUCAAGACUAACUGUCACAUAACUGGCCGCCCUCGGUGGGGGGGGGGUAUUGAAAUGUUAACGUUGACUCACACACACGCACACACACUCAUACAUCCACAAGUGACGGACUCAACAGGCAGAUGUUGGCAUGUAAAUCAGUAGACCCCCCCUCACAGUCUAGAAGAAACCAAAGGAUGUUGGCUGACUUCCAGUUGGCUAGCAGUAUACCUCAACAGCAGAACGGUGUGAUAAUGGGCCAAUAUCAUUUUCAUGAAAUGUAAUAAAAGCCUCCUUGCGGUGGUAGACCCAUGAGAGUCAUAUAGAGCUAUAUCACACUGUACAGUUAGGGACUUUCUGGUGUUACUGCGUGAUGCAACCCUUGAUUAGUUGUGGGGAACACAGUCCUCUCCUUGGACAGCAGGUGUUCCUAUAGAGCCCCUGAUGUUUGGUAAAUGAAGGUGAUAGUGAGAGGCCACAGCAUUUAGGAACAUGGCCCUUCUACUGGCCCUUCCACUGGUACUUCCACUGGCCCUUCCACUGGUACUUCCACUGGCCCUUCCACUGGCCCUUCCACUGA
Molecule: messenger RNA, 21339 nt
Organism: Coregonus sp. 'balchen'
Lineage: Eukaryota; Metazoa; Chordata; Actinopteri; Salmoniformes; Salmonidae
Source: the annotation of a GenBank genome assembly